Molecule: messenger RNA, 8711 nt
Organism: Coccinella septempunctata (seven-spotted ladybird)
Lineage: Eukaryota; Metazoa; Arthropoda; Insecta; Coleoptera; Coccinellidae
Gene: Khc-73
Product: kinesin-like protein KIF13A
Exons: 23
Coding region: 207-5612 (1801 amino acids)
Biological process (GO): microtubule-based movement; cytoskeleton-dependent intracellular transport
Cellular component (GO): microtubule; kinesin complex
Molecular function (GO): ATP binding; microtubule binding; ATP hydrolysis activity
Source: RefSeq, a predicted model, not a curated record
UAAUCAGACAGAAGAGAAAAGAUUGACGUCGUGCACAUGAAUAUGGCGAAGAUAGUGUGUGGUACGAGUCUUUUUGUUGUGAUACGUGCUAUUUUCUAACUUACCAUGUUCGAAAAUGGAUAGCUAUGUGAUCAUUUAUACAAAGAAAGUGUGAUAAUAGUGUAAAUAUAUAUUUUGUGUUAAUAAAUUAAUAAAGAGAAGUCAGAAUGUCUACAGAUAAAAUAAAAGUGGCAGUCAGAGUCCGUCCUUUCAAUCGAAGAGAAUUGGAAUUGGGGACAUUAUGCGUUGUGGAAAUGGAAAAAGAUCAAACAAUACUUCGACAGCCAAAUACUUUAGACAAAAUAGAAAGGAAGCAGGUUAACAAGACCUUCGCAUUUGACCACUGCUUCAACUCUGUGGACUCCACGAAGGAAAAUUUUGCAUCUCAGGAAGUUGUUUUCGACUGCCUUGGAAGAGACAUUCUUGAAAAUGCUUUUCAAGGAUACAAUGCAUGUAUCUUUGCCUACGGCCAAACUGGAUCGGGAAAGUCCUACACGAUGAUGGGGUCUCAGGAUAAUAAGGGUAUCAUUCCACGUUUGUGCGAUUCGCUUUUCGCCAAAAUAAACAAUCAACAGAGCUCGGAGCUCUCGUACAAGGUGGAAGUGAGCUAUAUGGAGAUCUAUAACGAGAAGGUGCACGAUUUGCUGGAUCCCAAGACGAACAAGCAAUCGUUGAAAGUGCGAGAACACAACGUGAUGGGGCCUUAUGUCGAUGGAUUAUCGCAGCUGGCUGUGACAUCGUUCCAGGACAUUGAUAACCUGAUGGCAGAGGGAAACAAAUCACGUACGGUAGCUGCCACAAAUAUGAACAGCGAAUCGUCAAGAUCGCACGCUGUUUUCACCGUUAUACUCACCCAAACCUUGACAGAUGAAAAAACGGGCGUGUCUGGAGAAAAAGUCAGCAGGAUGUCGUUGGUGGAUUUGGCCGGCUCGGAAAGGGCGGUGAAAACUGGUGCGGUUGGAGAACGACUCAAAGAAGGCUCUAACAUAAAUAAAUCUUUGACAACUUUAGGCUUAGUUAUCUCCAAGUUGGCCGAUCAAUCGUCGGGUAACACGAAAAAUAAAGACAAAUUCGUACCAUAUCGAGAUUCCGUUUUGACGUGGCUGCUGAAGGACAACUUGGGCGGUAACAGUAAAACUGUUAUGGUGGCGACAAUUUCGCCGGCAGCUGAUAAUUUCGAAGAAACGUUAUCUACGCUCCGGUACGCCGACAGGGCAAAGAGGAUCGUCAACCAUGCUGUUGUCAACGAGGAUCCUAACGCUAGAAUAAUCAGGGAGUUGAGGCAAGAAGUGGAGGCGUUGAAAGAGAUGUUGAAGCAUGCUACUGGUUCACCGGUGGAUGAUCCUCAGAGUGUCAUUCAUCAAAAACUGAGCGAAAGCGAAAAAUUGUACAAAGAAGUAUCACAGACGUGGGAGGAAAAAUUGAUGAAAACUGAACGGAUUCAGAACGAGAGACAACAGGCAUUGGAGAAGAUGGGUAUAAGCGUUCAAGCGUCUGGGAUAAAAGUGGAGAAGAAUAAAUAUUAUUUAGUAAAUUUGAACGCCGAUCCCUCACUAAACGAAUUAUUAGUGUAUUAUUUAAAGGAGAAAACAGUUGUUGGUGCGAAAGUUGACGGAGUAGGCCCUGAGCCAGAUAUCCAACUGUCUGGUCUCGGAAUACAGCCAGAACACUGUAUAAUAACGAUCGAAGAUGGCGAACUGUUUCUCGAGCCACUAACCAACGCACGUUCUUUCAUAAACGGAUCUCAGGUUACUCAAAGGACACAACUCAGGCAUGGCGACAGAAUCGUUUGGGGCAACCACCACUUCUUCAGGGUGAAUUGCCCACGAUCAGUCUCUGCCACUUCAGAACCCCAAACCCCAGCACAAAAUAUCGACUACAAUUUUGCGCGUGAUGAACUGAUGCUGAACGAAAUGAGCAACGCCCCCAUCCAGGCUGCUAUAGCGCGGCUGGAAAAACAACACGAAGAAGAUAAACAAGUUGCCCUCGAGAAACAACGCUUGGAAUUCGAAAGACAAUUCCAGAAGCUCCGAAGCACAAUGUCCCCCUCCACACCAUAUCCCCCUUAUUCGGACGAUCCGUUGAGGUUCGGUAAGGCGACGCCUUGCACGCCCACCACACAGAUGCGGGUCGAAAAGUGGGCGCAGGAGAGGGACGAAAUGUUCAAACGGAGUAUAGGCCAAUUGAAAACCGAUAUAUUGCGCGCUAACGCUCUGGUACAAGAGGCUAAUGUCCUGGCCGAAGAAACUGGCAGGCAGACGAAGUACAGCGUGACCCUUCAAAUACCCCCUGCUAACCUUAGUCCGAAUAGGAGGAAAGGAGCGUUUGUGAGCGAGCCUGCUAUAUUGGUGAAACGUGGAAAUUCUAGUCAAGUAUGGUCCAUGGAAAAGUUAGAAAAUAAAAUAAUCGAUAUGAGGGAAAUAUAUGAUGAACAGAUGGAAAGUAACGGUGUCACAAUAGAAGAACCGGUGUCUCCAUCUUGUGAUCCCUUUUUCGAGUCUCAAGAGAACCACAAUUUGAUAGGUGUAGCAAAUAUAUUUUUAGAAGCUCUAUUUCAUGAUGUCAAACUUGAUUAUCAUACUCCUAUUAUAAGUCAACAAGGAGAAGUCGCUGGUCGACUGCAGGUGGAAUUAAGUAGAGUGCAGGGCACUCUCCCGCAAGACAGAAUAAGCGAAGCAGCUUCAGACAUAUCUUCAGAUAGUAGCAACGACGAAGAUGAUUCAUCAACUACCUCAACAGUUACCUGUCGUGUACACAUCAAACAAGCCUCGGGCUUACCUUUGUCAUUAUCGCAUUAUGUGUUUUGUCAAUAUACCUUCUGGAAUCACCCCGAACCUAUAGUCGUGCCGACUAAGGUUCCAGACAACGCGCAAGCUGCCAAUGGACUUGUUUUACAAAAAGAUAGAUUUAAGUUUGACGACUGCAGGGACUUCACCAUCAACGUAACCGAAGAAUUCUUAGAACAUUGUACAGAAGGGGCACUCUCUAUAGAAGUGUGGGGUAAUCGCAGUGCUGGCUUCUCCAAACAUAAACCAGGAUGGGAAGUGGAGCAACAACUGGCCGCGAAAGCCAGAUCUUUGGUGGACAGAUGGUCGGAACUUACCAGGAAAAUCGAGGUUUGGGUCGAAAUUCAGGAACUGAACGAGCAAGGGGAGUACGUUCCUGUCGAAGUUAUCAACAGGAACGAACUCCUCACCGGCGGUUGCUAUCAACUACGUCAGGGUCAACAGAGACGGAUAGUUGUCAGGGUUAAACCGGUACAGAAUUCGGGAACGUUACCAAUCAUCGUCCAGCAAAUCAUGUCAAUCGAAGUGGGCAGUGUCAUUGUCAGGAGCCGCCUGCAGAAACAGCUCGACUCCUACCAGGAGGAGGAUCUGACGAUUCUUAGGGAAAAAUGGAGUGAGGCUUUGCUCAGGAGAAAAGAGUACCUCAAUCAGCAGAUAAAUAGACUUCUUGAGAAACCUGACAAAUCGGAACAGGACCUGGAACGCGAACAGAGUUUGAUGGACCAAUGGGUCAAUCUAACGGAAGAACGCAACGCAGUCUUAUUGCCCGAUCCUGGAACUGGUAUUCCUGGUGCGCCAGCUGUCUGGACUCCGCCUCCAGGAAUGGAACCAUAUGUACCUGUUUUAUUUUUGGACCUUAACGCCGAUGACUUAUCUACACACCAAUCUGGGGAGGAAUUGCAAAUAGCUGGUGCCGAUUCAAUUCUACCCAAAGAACAUGGAAGUACUUUCUACAAUCUCCAUAUUCUGCAUAGUUUGGAGAAGGACGUGUGCGCUGUUGCCAGCUGGGAUUCUUCCAUACACGACAGUGCACAUCUGAAUAAAAUCACAGAUAAAACGGAGAGAGUGUAUAUGAUCCUGAGAACAACGGUUAGAUUGUCCCACCCAGCACCUAUGGACCUCGUGCUCAGAAAACGUUUGGCCUUGAACAUCUACAAGCAGUACAGCUUGAGGGACCGGUUGAAGAGGAGAAUCGAGAGGUUGGAUCCCAUCGCCCACACCGGCGUUACGUAUGAAGUGGUGUCGAAUGUGCCGAAGGCCAGCGAAGAGCUGGAGGAUCGCGAGUCCCUAGCGCAGAUCGCUGCAUCCGGAGAGGAAUCGUCUUGGGGCGACGGAGAAAGCUAUAUAGAGAAAUACACGAAAGGUGUCAGUGCUGUGGAGAGUAUAUUAAUGUUAGAUCGGCUUCGACAGAAUGUGGCUGUCAAAGAGCUUUUGCAAGCUAAGGGUCAGCCCCUUAUGCGAAAGACAGCCAGCGUACCAAAUUUCCAGCUUCUGAAGAACCUGAGUACCGAGUCGCUGCAGAUGUCCAGGUCGGAGAGCGUGUCCGAGUUGAACAGCGACUUGCACGGGGUGUCUCCUCUCAAGGGUCGUCUCAGUUUCACCAAAGACGCCGAAGCAUCGCCAUCCAAACCCUUCGGACUUGCUCGUCCAACAUUCCUGAAUUUGAACAUCAACUUGAAUUCUUUAAGACUCCAGCAGCCUCCUGGAACAUCUAAACGUUUAACUUCGCCAGCGAAUGCGAAAAUUUCAAGGAUGACUACCCUUCACGAGGAGCAGCAUGCGUCUACACGCAAACAUUCUCUCGAUUUCAUUUUAGAUGAAAAUUUAGAAGACGAGGAUGAAGACGAUAAUAACUACGAAAAAGUGUCCCAAAUGGUGGGAACUAAAUCGGGCAAUCACACCCUUCGCCGAAGGAUACCCACCUCCAGGACCCUCGAGUCUCUACUCACAGACCCCCCAAUCAGUAACACGCCAUCUACCAGUUCAAGCGGUUACGGCUCGCAGGCUGUCUCCUCCAGCAAUUUAUCCAGCGAAGAUUCCGUAUCAGUUAAAAGCAUAAGUAUCGAUGGUACGCCGGAGAACGACAUGAAGCAGUGCACCCUGAACGAAUCUAAGCCGGUCGAGAAGACGCAAGAGUACAUUUCCAACGAAACGUCGUCUCCGGAGAACAACCAAGAGAAUAACCCUCACGAGGAACUGUCGGUUUCCGAAUCUAGUCAUAACGAUGUAUCCAGCAAGAGUACAACCGUCGUAGAAACCAAGGUGGUCAAGAGAAAAAAAUCGUUGACGAAAAAUCCAGACAGGGCUUCGUUCCCUCAGAUGACUUCGAAUUCUGUCGGUAGCUUCAUGGAAGACGACAGGAUGAACCAAACUGAGAAAUUUGAAGAAUAUACAGAACAUUACGAUUUGAAGGCCGACUUGCCAGACUGGGUGACAAUCGGAGAGAGCGUCCUGAUCAGACCCUACAAUUCGUCGGGGGUGAUAGCGUACAUAGGCGGUACGGAAUUUUCGGGGGGCACCUGGAUAGGUGUAGAAUUGGACGCGCCCAAAGGGAAAAACGACGGUUCGGUGCAGGGGGUCAAGUACUUCAGCUGCAAGCCGAAGCACGGGAUGUUCGUCAGGGCUGAUAAGCUCAUUUUGGACAGGAGGGGAAGGGCUAUGCGGUUGUACAAGACGGAAUCGCACAAGAGUAAAUGCCCCUCUAAGAGUGACAAUCUUAUCAGGCCCCAUUCUCGUGGUGAUGGCUUAAAUCAUAUUGGUACUAGAUCAAGUUCAAAAGCUAAGUAACUAACUACCCUGUUUAAUUAGUCCACCCAAUCCAUAUGUGUAGUUGAUAGUUAUGCCGUCCGUUUAAUUGGCAUGUUAUAUUUCUUAUAGUCCAUUUAUGCAAAAAAAAAUUAAUAACCAAAAAGGAAGAAUUUAUCAGAACUGAAAACAAAAUUUUUUUAAUUGUGUUAUUUUUUGUAUCUCAAGUAGAGAACAACGUGAAGAUUUGAUUAUUCGAAAACCAUUACAUGGAAUUUUAUUAUGGUGUUGACAAAUUUCGAUAAUUGAAAUUGUUUUUGAGUGAGAAUGGAAAUUGAUUCUUCGACAAUAUCAGACUUGAUUAUUUUCAUUUUAUGAUGAAAAUUUCCUUUCAAAUAAUAACGUAAAAAUAUUGUUACCAAGGAUUAUGUUCUUUUAUUUUAGGUUCAUCCUGAAACUUGACCCCUAUUUUUCGAUAUUAAUUUCUAAAAUAUCGUUUCUUUAUCAGUUCACUUUCAGAAACUGACCAAUCAGGGUACAAACACUGAAUGAAGGGGUGAAAUAAAUGGUUUGCUCUAAAUGGUGCUAAAAAAAUAUCCUUGGUAAUAUUCUUACGCAGUGAUUUUAUGUUAUUUCAAUUUAUACAGAGUGAGUUUUGGGUGUAUAUACGGUAAAAUCUACUAACAAAAGAAAACCAACAACAAAUUCGGUAUAAGUAUUUUAAUUCUGAAAGACCCACUCUGUAGGAACUGUCUUUGUAACAUUAGAAAUAUUUUCAUCGAGAUUACGAAUGUAACCAUCAGAUCACUGACUUCUAUAAUGGUAUAGAAUCGGGAAUAUUUCAUAGAAUCAGAUGAAGGCAUAUUCGAUCCUAUAAACAAUAAAAGAAUUCAAAUUUAUAGUAAUAUUUGUCGGGGUUUUAAUCAAAAGCAAGCUAUUGCAGUUUUAUUAAUUCGUGUUGUGCAAUAUAUGUGUACUCAAAUUAGAGAAAAAUUUUUAACGAUUCCACCAUGAAGUAUAGAAAUAAGUGAUUGUAGAUUACACUUGCCAUGAAUAUUCAGUUAGAAUUUCAACUUGUUUUUUAUCAAGAUUUACAUUUUGCCAGUAAUAUUGUUGAUACAAGGUAUGAGUGCGAUUAAACCAUUAUCUGUAAAUUUACAAAAACAAAAAUACAGGUAUCGGAUUGUAUAUUGAGAGAAAUAGUAUCAUUUUUAUCAAUCAGUAUUCAAUGAUAUUUUUAUUCGAUUAAUAUAAAGACCAUAUGAUUUCAAUCAGAUUUAUAUGUAUUAUAAUGAGCAGAAUAUAUUGGAGAAAUAACACUAUUUUAGAACAUAUAAAAAAUAUUGAUAUCAGUUUGGAAUUUAUUAGUAGAAGUGAAGUAAUGAUUAUUAUUGAUUGUUGCUUCAUAAUUCUUUUCUGAAAAUUGGUACUUACGUACAGGUUCAUUUGGAGAAUCUAUGUAAUUGGUGAACCCAUUUCUUGUUUUAUUUGUGUUAUUCUUUUAUAUUUAUUCCAACAGAUUUAUAUUGAAACGAAUAUAACUGAUCAAGAUAGCAACUAAUUUCGCUUUUAUUUCAUAAGGUUAAUCUAUCUAUCCACACUUCUCUAUUGCAAUUAUUCAAAAAGCAUUUUAUUGAUUGUUUAAAAAGAUACUUUCAUCAGUUCUGUGAUAUUUUUUGAUUGACAUUGUUUCAUGUAUUAUUUUUCAAAACUGUUUUAAUAUCCGGAAUUAUUAGGUUACUUGCUUUUAGAGCAGUUAGAUAUGAAGUCCAAAGUAUUCGCAAAAUUUGUGUCUUUAGUAAUAAGCUAUUGUAGAUAUAGAUUUUCUGUAUUUUUCAUUUCGAAAAUGCCAUAAUAUAAGGAUAUGCGAAGAAGAGCAACCAUGAUUUUCCCUAUUAAAUGAUGCAAGGUGCAUUGGGGUAAGUGAAACUUUCUCAUAUACUAGUUAUAAUUUUUCGAAUGAUGUAGGUGACUCAAAUUUCGGUAAUUUUUUGUAAUAAUUCUGGUAAUUCCAACUGAAAGACCAAAAAAGCUUUUUUAGUCGUCGUUUUUUUUUUCAAUGCAAUUUUUACAGUAUGUUGAGGAGGUUUCAGUCACUCCUUUUACCUGUCAACUUUUCCAAAUAUUUAUUGAAGUUUAAUUGCUCUAUUUCUUCAUCAUUAUAUUGAUAUAGUAACUCUUUGUCUGUCCUUAUGUUUAGAAAUACUACAAAUGAAAUUCAUGAGCAGCCAUCUGGUUCCGCUCUGAUGAGUACGCAAUACGGUUUAGUUGUUAGAAUUGGUUGCUCAAUGAUAGAAUAAAUUGUAGAGGUAGGUUUGGUCGUCCAAACCCUGUGUGACGGGAUAGAAUAAAAGCUAGACCUACCCAAACUGUCCGUGAAACUCUGUCCAAUGUGGAAGUAGCCACAAAAGAAAGAAAAACAACAUCCGCUUGCUCUUGCCUACUUUUUGUCAUUGCAGUGUCUCACAAAAAAAAAACACUCCUGAAAUAUGAAUGGGAAAUAAAUCUAAAAUGCCUUGAAAUUGACAUCAAAUCAUGCUUAUCUUAAUGACAUCUCUGCAAUCUAGAAGAGAUUCUAUUUUUGUGUUUAGACUAUUUGAAAAUGGAUAAGAGUUCCUUCUGGACAUAUCUUGGAUAAUAAGUAAAUAAAUAAUUCAAUAUGAAGUUCAGCUGAAUUACGUUUUGUUGGAAUAGCAAUUUUUGAACGUAUAUUUGUGCUAAGAAUUAAAGUGAUAUGCUGAGGUUUUCUGUUAAUUUCAAGGCUAUGGUAUAUUACUGGCUGUACCAUAAAAAUCGCUUCUUUUCAUUUAUUUGUAUUGGCAUUACACUAAAAGUAAUUACUUGCUAUUCGCUAAUCACUGGCACAUUAUAGUGACUGCUUAUGUCUUUGCCACUUGUACAUUUUGCAAUGUAAAUAAAAGUAGCUGUUGUCAUAUAGGUCGCUUAUUUCAUCAUUUUAUUAGAUAACUUCUAUGUUGUUAAUUCCAUUUAAGCAGCUAUUUAUGAUUGAUACGAUAUAUAAUAAGUAUUUAAUAUAUUAUACAUAUUGUAAAUUUUGUUAUUCAUUUUCUCUAUUUUUUGUAAUAGAUAACCAAUUGUAGUAUCACUACUACAGGCAAUUUCAAUAAAACAUAAUUUUGA